Messenger RNA from Ictalurus punctatus (channel catfish), 1816 nucleotides. It is a transcript of the gene emx1, whose product is annotated as empty spiracles homeobox 1. Gene Ontology annotation, molecular function: DNA binding; DNA-binding transcription factor activity, RNA polymerase II-specific. Gene Ontology annotation, biological process: regulation of DNA-templated transcription; brain development; neuron differentiation. Bases 277 to 972 code for a protein of 231 amino acids. The transcript has 3 exons. Lineage: Eukaryota; Metazoa; Chordata; Actinopteri; Siluriformes; Ictaluridae. The record is from RefSeq and is a predicted model, not a curated record.
UGCGUUUCGCCCCUGCUCUCCAAAUCAGCGAAGCUGCAGCCUCUCUCGCCUCACUUCUUCUUCUUUAACGCACACACUGUUGGUUUCAUGGAUGUACGCUGAACCGUUGUUUGCAUUACUCAAGUUGUUAUCAGUCCGUGUUAUUUUCCGGCAGCUUUUCUCUAACAAUGUCUCUGUGAGGAAGGGCUGUCUUUUGACUGAGGUCACUGCAAAGGUCUCGAGAAGGAAGUAAAGGCGUGCUUCAACUGCCGGACUUUGGCGGGACGGACAGGGACUAUGUUCUCAUCAGCAGGGAAGCGCGGUUUCACUAUUGAGUCUUUGGUGGCGAAGGAGAGCCCAUUAACGGGGGAUGACCCUAUCCGCCCCACCGCGCUAAGCUACACAGCACCUACAGACAGUUUUCUGAACGCUUAUCCAAGCCCAGCAGGUCGCGCGCUUUAUCCCAAUCCCGAGCUUGUUUUCCCGGAGUCCGUGCAGCACGCGCCCAUCGGCGUGCACCCGCACCAGCUCGGCGGCGCGCACCUCCAGCACCCGCACUUCUUCAGCACGCAACACCGCGAGCCUCUCAAUUUCUACCCAUGGGUCUUGCGAAACCGAUUUUUUGGGCAUCGGUUUCAAGGGAACGACGUCUCACAUGACUCGCUGUUGCUUCACGGGCCUUUUGCGCGGAAGCCCAAGCGGAUCCGGACAGCAUUUUCCCCCUCACAGCUCCUGCGCCUCGAGCGAGCUUUCGACAAGAACCACUAUGUGGUGGGAGCAGAACGCAAACAGCUCGCCAACAGUCUCAGCCUGUCCGAGACACAGGUGAAGGUGUGGUUUCAGAACCGCAGGACCAAGUACAAACGGCAGAAGCUGGAAGAAGAGGGACCAGAGAGUACACAAAAGAAGAAGGGUAAUCACCACAUCAACCGGUGGAGAAUUGCCACCAAACAGGCUGGAUCUGAGGAUAUAGAUGUCACAUCUGACGUCUAGAACCCAUUUGCACCAGGCUCACACACAAGGCCAUGAAAAGUUCUAUUUAUUUAUGUUUUAAGGAAUGACUGUGUAUGAGUCUAAACUUGGUUGCUAUGUGUGUGUGUGUGUAUGUGUGUAAGAGAGGGAGAUGUUGGCAUGUACAUUUCACUAUGUUCUUUUUCGCUCUUUGUAAAUGUACUCAGAAGUAUGAUUUUGCUCUUUCUCUACAACACUGGCACCAGAAGACUAACACUACCACUAAAACUAAUUCCAUUUUCCAGCACGACACAACCAUUAUGCCAGUGCAUUUAACCUACUAAUGUCAAUUGCUAGCUUUGUACUUACAAGAAGACUCUUUAAUGAUGGUUAUAAUUAAAUGUAUAAAAUUAUAUUGUAUCUUCAUUUAAGGGGACAGUUCAGCCAAUUUACAUUAGAGACUUCCAUUCCUACUAACAUUAGGGUUUGUUUUUGUUUUUUUUCCAUAUUUUUAUUAAGGUUUUCCGGUAGCAGUUGACAGCGAUGGCAAAACAAACAAAUUGUGUUGCAAGGAAUCAUUUUACAGGCCAGUUUAGACAUGAUCUACCCUCAGUGUAGGAGCAAGAGUGUGUGUGUGUGUGUGUGUGUGUGUGUGUGUGUGUCUGAUGAUCUGAAUGCUCGGUUCUUAUUCAGUCAUGGUAAUGCUGGCUGCUGGAUGCAGGUUACAGUGUGGCAGCUCCUGAAUAUUUCACUGAUUCAUAAACAGAAACUACUGAAUAUUUGCCAAUUGUCACAUUAAUGCCUGUAUAAUGUACAGUACAUUUAAAAUAUAACCCCCCCAGAAAGGGACCAUAAUAAUAAAUAUGUUUUAGAAACAACUCUUGGC